AAAUCUGAGAGACUCGUAGAGGUUCUACGCCCCGUAGCAUCGUAGACAACCUGAAAAGUUUUUUUGCGUAACGUAAUUCAAAAGUUUGGAUUUUGUUCUUAGAAUUUUAUUUUGAGUUUGCUAGUUGAAUUUAAACUUUAGAAUGUAGUGAACAAGAUCCAAACAUGGCAUGUUUGCAUGAUUUCGACUUGAUGGAUUUUAUAAAAGAAGGGACACCGGCACAUUCGCUUUCAUCAGCCCCCCAAGUUCGAUGUACCUGCUGAAUAAAAGGUAAAAAGUCAAUUUUGCAGUGAGGAAGGGCUCCGGAGCGUAAUAUGUAAAUGGGGAAGGGCGGUGCAGUCGAACAGCGACGGUACACCGUGCCGUACGUCCGCAGUAGAGCGGCGUGCACACACAGUGCACACACGGUACGUUCUGACGAUCGCUCGCGGCGCUACUUGCACGCGAACUUUGUGCGGAUUCACGAAUUGUUAAUAAUCAUAUGUGCUUGCUGGCGGGGACUGACGAACUAACUCUACAAUGUAUCCCGCCUCUACAUGCUUCGAGAUCUUACCUGAAGCUCAACUAAGAAAAAUGGGUAGCAGCGAAGGUCAACAAACUUUUUGCCUGAAAUGGAAUCAUCACAAAACAAAUUUAGUAGAAAUCCUCGAGGCAUUGAUUAAAGUAGAGACGUACGUUGAUUGUACGUUAGUGGUUGACGAACAAGUCACUUUUAAGGCUCAUAGAGUCGUGUUGGCUGCAAAUUCUCCAUACUUUCAAUCCAUAUUGGCAGAUGUUCCAAUGGAUCAUUGUAGUAUUUUAUUCCCUGGUGUAAAAGACUUCGAAAUGCGUGCUCUCCUGGAAUAUAUGUAUACAGGAGAAGUAAACGUAACACAAGCGCAAAUACCUCGUAUCAUGAAGGUUGCAGAGCAACUGGAAGUAAAAGGACUUUUUGAUAUGACAGAGCUACGUCGACGUCCUGGAGCUAAUGAGCGCACUCCAGCUUCUUCUCCUCCACGUGUGGUACCUGCGGCGCCAUCUAGUGUAUCGCCACCCGUACCCGCAGCGGCUUCUCGCUGGCCUCCUAUGCCAACUGUUCCUGCACUAUCAGCUGCUUAUGAAUCUGUUGACAUGAAUCCUUUGAAACGUAAAAAGCUUUCAAGUAUGUUGGCUACACGUGACACUCCUAUAUUAAGAAAUGUCCUUGCUCAAACAGCUUCAGUGGACUCGUCUCAACCUAUAUCUCUAGUUUGUCAUCCAGUUAACCAACAUGUACCACCACGUCUACACUCCAAUGGAUCAGCCCAUGAAUCUGACCGAGCUCCUAGUCCUCAACGCGCCUUUGAUUACCGACCUCGUAGAUUAUCAUCAAGAGCGUCUUCUCCUCAUUAUAAUAGAUCAGAUCGCUCAGAAGAUGCCCAUUCUCCAUACACAGAGCGUUCAUUUGAAGAAGAAAACAAUCGGAAUUUUCAUCCCUCCUCACCGCCAUCCAAUUUCCAACAAGAUGUACGAACAGGAUUAGCUCCUUAUGUUCCACCGCAACAAAAACCAGAAUGGAAACGGUAUAAACAAUACACUAGGUCAGAUAUCAUGUCAGCUAUCGAAUGCGUAAGAAAUGGAAUGAGUGCUCUACAAGCAUCACGUAAAUAUGGCGUUCCCUCACGUACAUUAUAUGAUAAAGUAAAGAAACUUGGUAUCACAACAAGCCGCCCUAUGAGUCGCGGUGUAAAGAGAGAAACGAAUGGUGCUGCAUUUCCUUAUGGACUUAGUGGCACUGGUGGUGGAGACGAUGGAGCUCCAACUGCACCUCUUAUCGAUCCAUCUUUCUUGCAACAAGCAUUAGAAGGCGCUACGCGAGAUGGUGGUCGGGAAGCUUUGCACGCCAUGGCAUUAGCUGCUGCCGCCCACGCAGCAUUAACUCCGAGAACGCCACCUCGAUCAGCACCACAAUCGCCACGGUCUCCGCCUCUUGAUGAUGACCACGUCGAAGAUCUCUCAGUAUCGCGUCGUCGAGAUGUCGAUACUCCUUCUGGAGUCAUUGUUCCACCUCGUAAUUUUGCAUUAGAUUGCAGUAGUGAAAGAGAUUGAACAACAAUAGAAAAUUGAAAAUAAUUAUUCAAAAAGACUGACUUAGGCGUACAAAGUUAGGAAUAAGACAUUUAUUAGGCUACUGGUAGGACGCGCCGCGCGCGCACGCCACGCUGACCUGGCGUUUCGGCCGGGCGAUUGCAAUGGGCCCCGCGGCCACUUUUAUUCUACCCCUAUUCUUUUCUAUUUAUUUUCCUUGCACCAUUGAAACCUGAUAACGAAAUAAAAUUUCCGUUUGACGGUAAAAACGUGCCCCUUUGUGAUUUUAUUUUUGUUUAUUCUCUUCUUUAUUUUUUUUUUUUGUUUUAUAACAUUUAUGUCUUUGUUAAUGAAAUAGCAAAAUAGGUUAGCUUUAAUUAGAAUGUAAUGUUGUGUUAGUUGGAGCGGUAACUUUAUAGGGCCGAAGGGCAGGAAGGUAGCGCCGGCCACGCCGCCGCGCCUCGACCGGGUCCGCCUAGACGAGUUAUUGUGCAAUUUGUUGUCCGCGACUGUGAUGUUUAUAGACUGAAACGCCGCUACUACCUCACGCUCGCUACAAUUUAACUCUAGUCCUACGCGUCGCAUUAUGCCAUAACUUGAAACAGUCUACAGCAGGUGUAUCUGAAUAUAGCAAGGAUUGUGUGACGCGUGACGCUCAUGUCCAUAUGAUGCGAAUAGCGACGUACUCUAUUACGAGUAUGUUAUAUAACAUUUUAAUUCCUAAUAUUACGGGUUAAAUUAUAAAUUUGUAAACAAAUGCCAUAAACAAUUUUUAUGUUACACCUAGUUGUGCUCACUAUGUCAUCAGUAAAUAGUUAUAUAUCUACUACAAUUAUUUAGCACAUGCACUGUCGUUCUAAUUAGAAUAAGUGAGAUGAAUUGUAUCACUUAGUAAAAUGCUCAAUGUCUUUUCGUAAGUUUAUGGUAAACAAAACUAGUUCGUCGCCAUUCGCCGUUAUACUUAUUACAAUUGAACUAAGUUAGUUUCUUAUAAGUACAAGUACUUUACAUUUCUUUCUAAUAAGAAACAUUAUAUAUUUUUAUUGUUAUAAAGCUUUGUAACUAUAUAGAAUAGUAAUACUAUGUAAGUUAAAAAAGUAGCACAGAUUUUUCGUGGUCGGUCUAAAAUAACAAUAAUAUAUUACCUUCCACAUUAUAUUUUAAAUACUGUUGUAUCCAUGUACUAAUUUGAUAUCUACAUACGUUAACUUCUAAUAAAAUAUAAUGUUAAUUUUAUAAUACUGUUUAAGUUAAACACGUCAUUACUUAUUAUUUUGUAAUUGAUUGGAAGACUGAUUUGUUACUUUAGUCUAGUUUGAAAAUGCCAUAGAUCGAGUAGGUAUUUACAUCUAAGCUUAUGUCUAUUUUAGCAUUGCAUAACGUACCUACAUAAAAGUAAAGUUAGGUUGAAUCACAUAUCUAUUGAGUGUGUAGAAGCUACACUUUUGAGGUCUCACUGUGUUGUGCCUUUGUUUGUUUUAGUAAAUAUUAAUGUUAGGACAUUCCAGUAGUGCACUUUCGUGCUAAUGUGUUUCGGAUGAGUUUCAGAUAUUUGUAUUAUGGACUCUAAGAGAAAUUGUGAGAAAAAUAUUCGCACAUAUUGUUUUUAGUGCCUAUCCUAAAGUGUACCUCACGAUUUCGUUAAAGCAAUGUUAUGUGAUUAUUAUAUACUACACUUUUGUGCCUAUAAAUAUAUUAUUAAUUAUACUGUUGUGCACUAUAAUUCAUCAUUUUAGUUAUGAAUGCAAAAUAUUGUAUGUACUUUACGUAGUUGAUUAAUGUAUGGACACACCUGAGUUAUUUUAAAUCGAGUAUGUUUAUCUCGUACCUACAUAUUAUAAGAACUCUAUAUUUACAAAUAAUAUAAUGUUAUAAA
This is a messenger RNA of Galleria mellonella (greater wax moth), 3922 nucleotides long. RefSeq lists its product as uncharacterized. Gene Ontology annotation, molecular function: protein binding; DNA binding. NCBI's taxonomy places the organism in Eukaryota, Metazoa, Arthropoda, Insecta, Lepidoptera, Pyralidae. The coding region runs from base 520 to 2067 and encodes 515 amino acids. Gene Ontology annotation, cellular component: nucleus. Gene Ontology annotation, biological process: regulation of transcription by RNA polymerase II. The transcript has 2 exons. The record is from RefSeq and is a predicted model, not a curated record.